Molecule: messenger RNA, 1590 nt
Organism: Cutaneotrichosporon cavernicola
Lineage: Eukaryota; Fungi; Basidiomycota; Tremellomycetes; Trichosporonales; Trichosporonaceae
Exons: 8
Coding region: 1-1590 (529 amino acids)
Molecular function (GO): protein binding
Source: RefSeq, a predicted model, not a curated record
AUGACCACCUCCAACCCCUCCCAUCUCCUCCUAAACCGCAACCCCCGCUCACCGGCGCACCCCCAACUCGUCCAGACCGCACUCUACGCCCCUUCCCCAACCCCUGGCCCCGCGGCGCACCUCUUCUCUUUCGGUACCCCACCCCCAUCCGAGCUCCACCACGUACGGAGUCAGAGCACACCCGCCCUCUCGUUCCCCGACACAGGUAGCGAAUGCGGCGACGACGAAGUCGUCGUGCAUCCCACGUUCUGGCGCGAUGCGACAUUACCGGGCCGCGUAAAGGUCGUCGUGGGGCGGUACGAGUUCUGGUGCCACAAGGAGGUUCUGUGGUUUGCCAGCCCCUUCUUCAGCGCGUGCUUGCAGGGAAGUUGGGCCGAGACCGAGGUCGCUGAACCAUGCUUUCCAGCUGCCUCACCCGAUGAUGGGCGACCAGAUAGCAUGCAGUUGGACCCACCUCAUGGAGAUGCGCCUAGCCAUGAGGGCGAGGGCGAGGGCAAGACGAGCGUCUACCUCGACGCGGUGGACCAUGGGGUCGCCGACAUCAUGCGCGAACUACGUGAGCUCCCCGAUCCAUCUGGGAACGCUCUGGAAACACUGGUCGAAGGAGAGAGUCUGCGGCGCGCGGAACGAGCAACCGAAGGGAAGGAGGAAAAGGGCGAUGAGCUGAAGCGGAUUGCGGAUCACCGACGGGAAGAGAAGCAAGGAGAAGACUCAAGGAGCCUCAAGGGGCUCGACUUGGCCGGGCAUAAGCCGGAGAGGACGAGGGACAGUAUUACCAAGCUCGAGCUUGACCUCGCACGGCACGCUAAGCGUACUUCGGCCUCGAGUCUUAACCUCGCGCGUCGACGAACACACAGUGCGGGGCGGGAGCGGAGACGCCAUGAGAGACAUGAUGCGCUCAUUGAGUUGCCAGAGGACAGUCCAGCGGCGUUCCAGGACUUCCUCUUCUGGGCCUACCCCCAUCUCGAGUGCAAGGUGACGUGGACUAACGUGGCGCGUGUCCUCGCUCUCUCGUCCAAACUCAUCGUCCCGGCACUGCAGACACUCUGCGAGCGCUUCCUACUCACACACGCCUCGGGACGGCCAGUAGAGGCGCUCGCGCUCGCAGAGAAGCAUGAGAACAGCGAGCUGUACCGCGAGGCGAGCCGCUUUGUACUCGACCAGGCGUCAUGGGACGCAGACGAAUUUGAAAGCCUCUCGGAUCAGACACAGAUUAAGCUUUCCAGACGCCGGAUGUGGUUCUUGGAGCGUUUGCUCAAGCUGGGGACGAUUGACGUGAAGAAGGAGUACGUCUGUCGACCCGACUGCCCCGAUCAAUCACGAUGCCAGGCUCAACUGGACGAGAAGUGGCGACAAGCAAACACUGCGGUGUCGCGGUACGGCCCACCACAGCCGUCGGUUGCAUUCCGCUGUCUCCGGCAGCUCGAGGGGUUCCCAACCAACCCCGCCCUCAUCAUGCAGCACCCGCUAUGCCAGAGUAGCGCGAAGAGCUGGGUCGCUAGCUUGUUUGACCGCAUGUUCCAGCUCAAGGCGAUUAGCGUGCGCACCCCCGGAACGGAAAAGUACUGGAUGUUCAUUACGAUGAAUUGA